GGACAGCGUGCCCGCGUCUCCUUCGCUCUCACAGUCGACCUCCUUCCCCACCUCGGAGCCUACGACCCCCACGAACAGAUAUUUUAACAUGCCUGAUACGCAAUAUACUUCUCACCCGACUCAGCUGCCUCUGGUUCCUUCGCAAGAAUCAUUGUUUGCUUAUGCCAUUCCAAUGGUUCAAAUAACAACAUCAACAUUACCAGCAUCAUUUAGAAAGUCUAAAACUCGGAACCCAGCAUCUUCUAAGGAAGAAAACAAAAAGAAACCAGUGUUGGGAAAGUUUGGAAACUUUUUUAUUACCGGGAGAAGAAGAAAUCCUAAAAACUCAUUAGAGACUUCUCAAAGGCCAACUGUUAGAAAUGUAAGAUCUGAAUCUCCUCCCAAAAACUUAGCUCCAUUGGCAUCAAUUGAUAUUGAGGACAUUAAAGAUCUAUCCAAAAGCGAGGAGUCUCUAACUGACCAGGCCUAUGAUCAAAACCAGUCAAGUUUAUGGAGUACUAUUGAAGACACAGAAGAAUAUCUGUACAACAAGGAUCUGACACCUCUGUAUAAUGACAUUGUUUCAGAAUGGAACACUAAAGGAAUUUCUUCUGACAGUGAAUGGUCAACUGACUGGCACAGUAGUAAUGAAACAAUAAAAAAUACAGUAUUUGAUAGUAGUCUUACACUCCAGACAUUGGAAGCAGAGUGUGAUUGUGUCACUGAUACAACAAAUAGCACCACUCCAGAUUUCUUUAAAAGUGUAACUAAUAUAUCCAGUGAAGACCUCGAACAUAGCACAUUAAACCACAAACAGUUAGUGGAUGUGCAAAACUCUGAACAAUUGGAAUAUGCAGCAUCACAAGAUGCACCAGUUCUUUUGGAAUCUAAGCAGAGUAAGCAUGUCCAUCCCUCUAGAGUAUUGACCUUGGAUAUCUUUCUUCGUAAAACUGAACAACCAAAUUUGUAUGAACCAGAGACUGUUGUAAUAGACAACGACUGUAAUAGAAUAGACAUAAUGGAUAAAAAACCUGUAACAAAGAGGUCUGGAAAGAGGAGAAAAUCUCAGUCCUCCAGUGAUAUGUCAAAUGGGGAUAAAAAUGUGACUGAGAACAUUGUGAAAGAAGAACCUUCUCUUGAUGCUCCUUCAUCAGAUUUGGUAUCAGAAAAAGUUAACAGUUCUGAAAGAAAAGGGAAGGCUUCUCAACAGAUUCAUUCUCCCACAGCUAAUCAUGACAUAAGGGCUGGCAAUAUUCACAAAGGACUUACUAAAACAGAGUUAGAGAAAAGCAAACAGCAGGCCCCAACUUCAUCUCCAUACAGGAGAAAAUCCUUGAAAAAGAAUCAGUCUGAUGCAGGUCCGCUUUCACCCACAGGGUUAAAGAGUUAUGGAAAAGAUUCUAACACCAGAAGACCAAAUGAUGGGGCAACAGAUGGUAAUCCAGCAUCAAAAUGCCCUUCAGCAGAAAAGUUGCCUUCUGGUGAAAGUACUGUAGAUGCUACUAAAGCUUCUUCCAUAAGCAUCAUAGGCAGUAGCACUUUGCCAGUUUCUGAAGGGAGUACAGAGUCUAAGGAAUCACAUCUUGUCAAGAGCUCGGAUGGCAAUGUUCAGCGGCCCACUGACAGUCAUGAAAAUGGUGAGAUGGGCACAACAAAUGGAAAGCAGGUUUCCUCUGAUUUGGACAGUGCAAAGCAGAGAAAUAAGGGGUUCGACAGUUCCAGAAUGGUCACCACGAAAGUUAAUCUUCCGGCUAAACCAAAGAAUAUUGAGUUAAACUUUAAGGCUUCUCAAAUAACACAAGAUAUAGAAAAUGAGCAAGAUUCCAUGGAUAAAACAGUUAAAAUUAACUUCAGUAUUGCCAAUAAAAUAUCUAUGUUUGAAAACAAACAUGCUAAUCAGAAUCAAUCUUCCGAAUUCUCCACAUCGAAAAAAGGUGCAAUAUCAAAUACAUUUGUUGGCAGAGCAAAGCUGAAGUUUGGGAAACAGCAUCCUGAAAGUGAACAGUCAAACAAAAUAACAACUAAGGCAAGCAACCGCCAGAAAGCAUUGCAGAAUGGUACAAAAGUGAAAGAAUCUUCUUCAGAUACAAAAAUCAAGUCAGAGGGAAGGAUUCAGUCAAGCAGUAUAAUCAAUGAGGAAGUUGGGAAACUAGCUGGUUCCCAGCUUAAUCAAAAUGGUAAAGUAGAAGAUAAUCAAGCAAAUGUUUUCACUCCUAAAAAAAUGGAAGCAGAUUUAGCCAAGGAUAAUCAUCUACCUAAAACUACACCCAUACAACUGAGUGAAGAAACGGAGACUUCCCAAAACAGUAACAGCGGAAUGAAUGCCAGAUCCAGAUCUCCUGAAAGUGGAGGAAAACAACGUGUGGGCAUAGACAUUUGUUCCCCACGUACAGAGGAUAAAGAUAAAAGUCUCAUUCAAUCUGACCCAGUGCCUGGAAUAUCAGAAUUAAAGUGUGAUAUGACCCCUCAGAUUGAAAACAAGGACAAAAGUAUGACAAAUGCAGUUUUGGAAGAUGGACAGGUAUUUGAACAAAAUAUUAGUGGACUGGAAGAUUUGAACAGUAGCUGUGAUGUUCUUAAAGCUGGUAACAGUGAUGUUAUUUGUGAUUCUCCUUCAGACAUGGCGAAGUUUACUGAAACACUGAAAAAUCUGGACAGUUCUAUUUGUAUACCUCAGAAAAAGAAAAAGCCCAAGCUUCCAAAAUCUCCUGCCCCUCACUUUGCUAUGCCUCCAAUUCAUGAAGAUCAUUUAGAGAAAAUAUUUGAUCCCAAUAUAUUUACAGUUGGAUUGGGAAUAAAGAGAGACAGAGCACAAGACCUAGCCCCAUCCCUUCAGCUUAAAUUGCAAAGCCUAGAAAUUGAAGCUAAAGUCAAACCCAAGCGUGCCUCUACUGAAAAUAGCCUUAUUUUCCAGUCACUGAAAUCAUCCAAUAGAGGAUAUCCUAUACUGACACAGGAAAAAAGUGGAGAAGAGAGCAAGGAUAGUACAGAUGGCAAUAUUAAGCGAUCUCGAAUCGAAAGUAGUCCCAUCUUCUUAAGCCUGCUGACACCCACAGCUAACGAAAAUGUUUUCAGGCCAUCUGCAACUUCAGUAAAUGCUAUUACAACCUCUUUUGCAUCUCAGGUGACUGCUGAUUCUUCAGGAACACCUCCUGUAAUAGUUGAUACUGCUCAGAAAUCAGAGGUAAUAGAACAAGCAUGA
Molecule: messenger RNA, 3181 nt
Organism: Varanus komodoensis (Komodo dragon)
Lineage: Eukaryota; Metazoa; Chordata; Lepidosauria; Squamata; Varanidae
Product: beta/gamma crystallin domain-containing protein 1-like
Exons: 4
Coding region: 89-3181 (1030 amino acids)
Biological process (GO): lens development in camera-type eye; visual perception
Molecular function (GO): structural constituent of eye lens
Source: RefSeq, a predicted model, not a curated record